Strongylocentrotus purpuratus (purple sea urchin) is the source of this 5161-nucleotide messenger RNA. RefSeq names its product probable phospholipid-transporting ATPase IA. Gene Ontology annotation, molecular function: ATPase-coupled intramembrane lipid carrier activity; ATP hydrolysis activity; ATP binding. Bases 1389 to 4952 code for a protein of 1187 amino acids. Gene Ontology annotation, biological process: phospholipid translocation. The transcript is spliced from 37 exons. The record is from RefSeq and is a predicted model, not a curated record. NCBI's taxonomy places the organism in Eukaryota, Metazoa, Echinodermata, Echinoidea, Camarodonta, Strongylocentrotidae. Gene Ontology annotation, cellular component: plasma membrane.
GAUAUCAAGUUCAUAAGUUAAACAGCUCCCUCAUGUAACCUGAUCCUACUGAACUCCAGUCAUGCAGAUAGAGUUAGCAGCACUUCAGCUCAGCUCAGCUCAGGCAGGGCCUAUACACAUGAAUCAUCCCCCAAAUAUCCCUGCAGGGUCACUAAAGCCUCAGUAGCCGAUACACCAGUGCUCCGUGGUAGUCAGUGUAUACCGGCUUGUGUGCAUCGUAGCAGGAUAGCCUGGUUGGGAACGGACGUACUCAAUAACUCUCACUAGGUUAUCGUCCAGUGGAUGGGUGUAGUGUCUAUGUGAGGAUACAUGAUGGUGCCUUAUGGUGUGGAUGCGCGAUGCAUGGUGACCAUCACUGCCCUAAUACUGUGACAUUAUUAUAUAUUCAGCUCAUCACAGGACUUAGAAAGGAUUUACUCUAUCCAGCGAAUGCGUCUCAUUGGGAAACAUGACAUUUGAUUUUCAUUGAUUGGAAUUGUAAAAAGGUUAUGAACUUAUAAAGAGCUCCAUGGCUGUUUUAUCAAAGGCAACUUUACUAUAUGUACCAUACAAGUGGAAAUUAUGAAAAGUAGUGGUCACUACAUCAUUACAAACAUCUUAUAAUACAAUGUUUGUGCCAAAAGAGACUGAUGUCUGAAAAAAAAGGGUAGACCAGAUUGCCUAUAGCUGAUUCUUGAAGAGUUUUCUUUUGUAUGAAAACUUUUAAUACAAAAACAUGAACAGUUGUUAUUGAUGUGUAUCUAUGCUUCAUAGCUAUUCUCAAUUGAGGAGUUAUAAAGAAAAAAUAAUCUAGACUUCUUAUUUUGCCCUUCAUUUGUAGAAAGAGUUAAAUCCUCUAUGAAGGUAAGGAGUGAAUGUGCUGCUUUGUUCAAUUCAACCAGCUUUUCAAUUAUUUUGAAUCACAAGGCUGCCUGAACAUCAUUUGGUGAAUAAACAUCAACUACCGGUAUAUAAACUAGAUCAACCUACCUACCUACAUGUAUGCAGUUUAGUGGGAAAGAGUGCCUUAAAUUAGUUUGUUGUUCAAGCCAUAUAUGGCUAGAGGAUUCACUUGAUUAAAGAUUUGGAGCUCCACCGUUCGGCCACGAGCACAUCCCUAUCACCUCAGCUCAGUCACAGACAGGUUGACAACUCAGCGUGCAGUACAUGCAUUUGUUUUGUAUUCUUUUGUAGGAAAUGAGCCUUGGCAUGAUUACCAGAAUAUAAGAUAUAAGUGCCUUCAGAACCAAAGUAAAGUCAGACUUUCUGUGAAAUAUUUUCCUUUGGAGUUGCAGUGAAUAUGAUGUUUUGUGCUUGUAUUUGAUGAUACACUUGAUAUUUGAUUGUGAAGCAGAAAGGAACAGUUAUUUACAGUAGCUUUUGAUCGAUCGGAAUCAGGAAGGAAUACAAUGGAAUCAUUGCAGGAAACAAACCAAUGUCUACCAGAGGAAAAUGGUACACAUGAUGCCAUAGAAAUGGAAGACCGGUCGUCAAUGCCUGGGGGAUCAGGACAACCCCUAGACCAGACGGACUGUGGCACAUCAGCAGACCCCGACAUACGUGUCAUUAACAUCAACCAGGUCCAGGCAAUCAAAUACUGCCCCAAUGAAGUAGACACUGGAAAGUACACCUUCAUCACUUUCUUUCCAAAGUUUUUGUUUGAGCAGUUCCGUCGCUAUGCCAACGUCUUCUUCCUCUUCAUCGCUUUACUUCAGCAAAUCCCGACCGUAUCACCUACUGGUAAUUAUACCACCCUACUUCCUCUCAUCUUUAUUCUACUUGUAUCAGCCGCCAAGGAGAUCGUAGAAGAUUUUAAAAGACAUAAAGCAGAUGAUGAGGUGAACAACAGAAAAGUUUUAGUGCUGAGGGACAGUAUGUGGGUUCCUAUGAGAUGGAGAGAGUUGGGAGUAGGUGAUGUGGUGCGGGUGAAAAGAGGAGAGUUCUUCCCUGCUGAUUUGGUUCUCUUAGCAUCAAGUGCCCCUCAGGCCAUGUGUUACAUCGAGACAGCUCAGCUUGACGGAGAGACAAACCUGAAGAUUAGACAAGGUUUACCUCAGACGGCGAAGUACUGCUCAGAAGCUGAUCUUAUGACAAUAGAUGGGACCAUAGAAUGUGAACUACCAAACAGACAUCUCUAUGAGUUUGUAGGAAACAUGAAAGUCAAACAAAACCACACAUUGGCUGUACCCCUAAGCACAGAUCAAAUCUUACUGAGAGGGGCGAUGCUAAGAAACACAAAGUGGAUAAAUGCUAUUGUUAUCUAUACAGGCCAUGAGAGCAAGCUAUUACUGAAUUCCAAGGCUGCUCCGUUAAAGAGGUCAACUGUUGAUAGAACUACAAACAUCCAGAUCUUGUUCUUGUUCCUGAUCUUAAUGGUCCUGGCCCUAAUCAGUGCCAUAGCAGCGGAGAUCUGGAACAAGAACCACUCCCACAAGGACUGGUACCUGGGAUUCGAAGACCAGCCUCCCAAUGGCUUCUUCUUCAACUUCUUGACGUUCAUCAUCCUGUACAACAACCUCAUCCCUAUCAGUCUUCCUGUUACGCUGGAGCUUGUCAAGUUUGGUCAGGCUCUAUUCAUCAACUUUGACCUUGAUAUGUACCAUGCAGAGACAGACACACCAGCAGCAGCUAGAACAUCUAAUCUCAAUGAUGAACUAGGUCAGGUCAAAUACGUCUUCUCAGACAAGACCGGUACCCUCACACAGAACAUCAUGGAGUUCAAGAUAUGCACGAUAGCUGGAAUCAUCUACGGUGAUAACCCUGAUGUAGGUGUUUUCAAAGAUAACAAGAUGGCCGAUCACCUGGAGACGCAUACCACAGCCCCACAUAUACGUAUGUUUGUCACCAUGAUGGCAGUGUGUCAUACAGUGGUUCCAGAGAAAGGUUCUAAUGACGAAAUCAUCUACCAAGCUUCCUCACCUGAUGAGGGCGCACUUGUUGAGGCAGCGGCCAGGCUUGGAUUCAGGUUCAUCGAGAGGACACCAGACAGUGUAGAAAUAGACGUGAUGGGCAAGCAGGAAAAAUAUGAAAUUCUGAAUGUUCUUGAUUUUACAAGUGAUCGUAAAAGGAUGUCUGUGAUUGUCAGGACCAGCAAUGGAACUAUACUUCUAUUCUGUAAAGGAGCGGAUAAUGUGAUUUAUGACAGACUAGCAUCGGACCAAGAAUUCACUGCAGACACUAUACGUCAUCUUGAAGAGUUUGCAUCGGAAGGUCUGAGGACAUUGUGCUUUGCAUUCAGGGAGAUUUCAAAGGAAGAAUAUGAGGACUGGAGUGCUACGUACUACAAGGCUAGCACAGCGAUACAGAACCGAGAAGAGAAGCUAGCUGAAGCUGCUGAGCUCAUUGAGAUGAACUUUACCCUCAUUGGUGCAUCAGCUAUCGAAGACAAACUACAAGAUGGUGUUCCUGAGACGAUAGACACUCUCCUGAAGGCUGAUGUCAAGAUCUGGGUAUUGACUGGUGACAAACAAGAGACUGCCAUCAAUGUUGGGUAUUCGUGUAAGCUUCUGAACCCUGCAAUGCCUCUGUUGAUCAUCACUGAGACGAGUCAUGAUGAGAUCAGAGAGACGUUACAGAGACACAUUACAGCGUUUGGAGAUCAGAUAGGCAAGGAGAAUGAGGUAGCACUCAUCAUUAAUGGAGAGGCGCUGAAGUUUGCCCUGUCGUUUGAUCUACGCAAAGACUUCCUGGAACUCGCCAUGUCAUGCAAGUCUGUCAUGUGCUGCAGAGUGACCCCACUGCAGAAGGCUGAGCUUGUUGACCUUGUAAAGCAGAAUGUCAAUGCCGUGACCCUUGCCAUAGGAGAUGGUGCUAAUGAUGUAGGCAUGAUACAGGCUGCCGAUGUAGGUAUUGGUAUCAGUGGUCGUGAGGGACUCCAAGCAGCUAAUUGCUCAGACUACUCCAUCGCUCAGUUCAGAUUCCUUCAUAAACUCAUGUUGGUUCAUGGAGUCUGGAGCUACAAUCGUAUCUCAAAGGUCAUUCUCUACUCCUUCUACAAGAACAUCUGUCUCUACAUCAUGGAGUUCUGGUUUGCGAUUGUGAAUGGUUGGUCUGGACAGAUCCUCUUCAACAGAUGGUCGAUUGGUAUCUACAACCUGGUCUUCACAGCUUUGCCACCCUUUGCCAUUGGUCUGUUUGAUCGUAACAUCAGUGUAGAGAGUAUGAAGAGGUUCCCUCAGCUUUACAAGUCAUCUCAGAAUGCUGAGUACUUUAAUUCAAAAGUGUUUUGGAUGUGGACUCUGAACUCUGUCUACCAUUCUCUUCUCAUCUAUUGGUUUGUGGUUGCAUCCAUGAACCAAGACGUUGCCUGGGGCAACGGCAAGGCAGGAGACUACCUUGUUGCUGGCAAUAUCGCAUACACAUGUGUUUUGGUGGUUGUUACAUUAAAGGCUGGCCUGGAGAUGGAUACAUGGACCUGGCCGGUCCAUGUAUCAUUAUGGUUUGGUCUGAUUGCUUGGGUUGUUUUCUUCGGUGUCUACUCAGUUCUCUUCCCAUUCAUCUCAUUUGCAUCGGAUAUGUACAAUGAGGCUACGAUGGUGUUCUCAAGUACUAUCUUCUGGAUGUUAUUACUCCUUAUCCCCAUCGCAGCACUCGUACGAGAUAUCGCUUGGAAAGCUGUUAGACGAACGAUGUUCAAGACUCUGGCCGAAGAGGUGCAAGAAGCUGAAGUCCAGCUCAUUGACCCAACGUCCAUCAUACAGAAGUCAGUCAAGAAAAGUGUUCACUACAUUGGCAGUCGAGCUCUGAAAGCUAAGAAUGGUUUUAGUGAAACUUCUCGCCUUCUAACUAGAUUGUUCAAACGAUCGCCUAGUAGCGCACGGCAUCUUGCUGAGGAGGAGGGUACCCCUCGACAUGGAUUUGCUUUCUCUCAGGAGGAACAUGGAGUUAUUACUCAGGCGGAGGUGAUCCGAGCAUACGACACAACCAAGAGACCAACAGGUGCUGUGGUCAUCCAUGAAGAACCAUCAAAGUAGGCUGACAAUCAUUCAACUAGCGGUCAAGGAAUAUAUGUUAUGUUUUAUGUUAACCCCCAUAUCUUAUCCAGCCUAGCCUAGAAGCUCAGUGAUAUGUAUGUAUAUUAUACUCCCACCCCCUUGUGCACUCAUUUGUAUUCUUUGUGAACCAGAACCCAUCAAUUCCUUGCCUUUAUACAUCGUUUGUUGAGACUCAUAAGGGCAUUCAC